AUCAAGAAUGCAAGUUAAAGAUGCUUUUACAUCAAGAUAUCUUUUUUGAGCUAGAAAACAAUAACUUCACAAAAGAAAGAAAUGCAGUUAAAGUUCAAGUAUUUUAGAAGUAGAAGCAGUCAGGCCACAGGAGUUUUAGAGACUUCUAGUAACAAAAGCAACUUCUGCAACAAAUCUCUCUCUCUCUCUCUCUCUCUGAGUCUAAUUACUUCAUGUUAUAUUGCUAGUUCAUAUAUCUCUAUCACUAUUCACUUGGCAGAAAAUCACUUUUUUUUCUCUGGGUCCUCUUUAUGUAUAUAUAAUUCUAUAAACUACCUUUCUCAAUCCCAAUCCACCAACUGUGGCAACCCCAGCUGGUAUUUCUCUUACCAAAACAUGGCCAUCACCACCACCACCACCACCACCCACCACCACAACCACCUUGUUCCCACUUGACCACACAAACAUGUUAGGCCUCCAUAACAUUCUUCUCAUAGCUCCACCACCUUCUUCUUCUGCUCCUUUUCAUCAACAGCAAAUAACCAAUAUCAAUGACCAGUGCAACAUUUCAAACAAUCAAGAUGCUUGGACCGCUCUAAAGAGGUAUCAACAAGAAUCAUGUUUUGCUAAAAAAGAUGCAUUAAGUAUUGUCGAUCAUGAGGAUAAUAUUGAAAAUGAUAAUAGUAAUAGCUCUUCUAGAGUUUGUAGAGAUUGUGGAAAUAGAGCUAAGAAAGAAUGCGAGUUUAGAAGGUGCAGGACUUGCUGCAAGAGUAGAGGGUACGACUGUGCUACUCAUGUGAAGAGCACGUGGGUUUCUGCUGCCAGGAGACGAGAGAGGCAUGGGGGCGAUGGUGGCGGUGGCGGUGGCUCUUCUGGGUCUUCUUCUGGUGGUGGUGGUACUAAAAGGCCAAGAGAGAAUGUGACCGCUACAUCUAAUAGUUUGAGCACUUCUAAUAACAAUGUCGCUGCUUCUUUCAGUUUUGAUACUGGCUCUAAUUACCAAGAUGGUUUUUCUGGUGCUAUAGAUGCAAGCUUCAAGCAGUGUUUACCAAGUCAAGUUCGCGCUCCUGCAGUUUUCAGGUGCAUUAGGGUAACUGCCAUAAAUGGUGGGGAACCUGAGGUUGGAUACCAGGCCAUGGUGAACAUAAGUGGCCAUCUAUUUAAAGGGUUCCUCUAUGAUCAAGGCAUUGAUAAGAAAAAUUUAUUUCCAUGUAUUUCAAAGAUGCCCUCUAGUGAGAGAAAUAGAGACUCCACUUCACCAAUUCUUGAUCCACCAGCUGCAUAUACAGCUUCUGGCAGUCAAAGAUUGCUUCAAGUCACAAGAAGGAUUAGCUUUAAGCUUCUUAAGCAAGCAAAGAUCAUAGUAGCAAAGUCACUUUCAUUCAUUGAAAAUAUGGGAAAAGCGUUAGCAAUGGUGUACUCCUUGCCAUACUCUAGUGUCUCUUCAUUCCCUCUUAUGCAAGUAUCCAAACAUGUCAUCUAUGAUAUCCUGUCCUUUGUUUUUAACUCAAUGCAGAAAGUUCUUUAGUGCCUCUCAAUAAUAAGCAUUUUACCCAUAUGUGUUUUCGCCUUUUUCUUAUACACUUCAAUAUCUAGUUUUUCCAAGAUAUCAAGGUUGUUAUAUUAUUUGAUUGUCUUCUCCACAUCAAGUUGCUGCAAAUGGGAAUUUGCACUAGAUUAUCACAUCCAGUAAGUGGCCAGCAUUCAUAUUGGAAAAAUU
Ricinus communis (castor bean) is the source of this 1699-nucleotide messenger RNA. Its product is annotated as protein LATERAL ROOT PRIMORDIUM 1. Gene Ontology annotation, biological process: positive regulation of DNA-templated transcription. The record is from RefSeq and is a predicted model, not a curated record. Bases 446 to 1507 code for a protein of 353 amino acids. Gene Ontology annotation, molecular function: DNA binding; DNA-binding transcription factor activity. The transcript is spliced from 3 exons. Lineage: Eukaryota; Viridiplantae; Streptophyta; Magnoliopsida; Malpighiales; Euphorbiaceae. Gene Ontology annotation, cellular component: nucleus.